Molecule: messenger RNA, 670 nt
Organism: Biomphalaria glabrata
Lineage: Eukaryota; Metazoa; Mollusca; Gastropoda; Planorbidae
Exons: 2
Coding region: 146-478 (110 amino acids)
Source: RefSeq, a predicted model, not a curated record
UCUUAAAAUUCCCUAUCGUAGAGAUUUGCAUUGAAGUUAUUCAUUCAUAACUAGAUAAACAACUUGUUGACAUAAUUUGUAAUAUUCUUGAUAUCCUAAAAUUGAAGUGUCCAACGGUCAUGUAGGACGUGAGGUUGAGUAAGAUAUGCAACCAAGACUGGUCCGAAACGGAACUUUGACUUCCACCGUGGAUCAGUCUCCUCCUGUACACUCGCAGGUCAGAGCGGAAUGGCCAAACGUUAGUGAUCCGACAGGGGGCAUCAGCAGCGGCGAAGAAUUACCUGACCAACUCGGCGUGCCUAACGAAAGUGGCUCCUCCACGCACAGGGGAUCGCUGAGAUCUCUGCGGCCCACCAAGUUCUCGCCGCCCCCAAAGCCGCCGACCUUCAUCUCCAACAAUGUACUUCUGACGAUUUUGUUUAUUUUCGUCGUGAUUCUGGUCAUAGCGCUUAUAGUGACAUUCACCGUGUUUGAAUGACAGAUACAACAGAAACAGUGACAACAAGACGAACUCUGUAGGCAUGCUAGUUCGAAAGAUUUAAAUUACGAAACAUUAAAAAAAAAAUGAUGAGAGUGUCACCUAAUGUAAUCGUUCGUUAUGUCUAAAUGACCGCACACAUAAAGGAUUUAAAAAAUAAAGUCUAUUUGGUAAAUAAAAUAAUGAGAUAAA